AUGCAGCUCGUCAGCGUGAGUCUGCCAGAUCUCUCUCUUGUCAGCAACGAGCAGCAGCUGGAUUUCGCACUUGGGGGCACGCUGCAACUGCGGUUUCCGGAUGGCCUGGACGUCCCAAGAACAAGUAGCGACUUGUUGAAGCUGGUUACGGAGAAGCAUUUGUGGAUUACACGAACCGGAUCUUGCUAUCUUCGACUUGAUGUCUCGAUUCAAGGCAAACCUGUGUUGGAGAGGAAUCAUAUUGCAAAGCUUGUAGAGUGGGUCUGGAGCCGAGCGGGAAUAUGCCUGCAUCUCCAGGAAAGAGAUGCGGUCGAAUCUCCAGGGACGAUAUCGUUUUCCAUACAGCAUCCGGAUCUAUCAUCUACACUGAUUACUCAGAGAGAUGCUUUCACAGCAGAGUUUGAGUCUGUGAAUUGCCAUAUCAAUCUUUCUCCGAAUAAAGAUGAGAAAUCCUUGGGGAAACGCUCAUUAAAAAGGAAACGGACAAAACAAGCCGAUGAAUGUGUUGAAACUCAGCAGUCAGAUGAUGUGUUUGCAGAUGAUGAGUAUCUUGUGGAUUUGACACCGGAUGAUCAGAGGGCAAUCGAUGCUUUUAUACAAAGCUUGAAUAUGAUACCCAUUCAACAGGGACGCAGCGAAUCUACCCCAAGGUCAGGUCCGAGGUGUUUAACCAGUGGAAGACUUGAAUUCUCAGAGAGUUUCAAGCAACUAUUUGAGGUUGCUUUGGAGAUACUUGUUCUCGGAUCACGCAAGCAGUACAGAGGAAUUACUACAAGUGAUCGUACUCAUGCGGAGUGUCUGAUGCGGUUGGCGCCCGCAGUGUUUAACAGGCCAUACCUCAAGACUAUAUCUGAUAGGGCCUCUCUACUUCCCAUCAUAGCCACCUCACUUGCACGAAUGAAGAAUGCCGAAUCUCCAAGUCUUCGGCAAAAGGCUGCUUCAUUUGUAGCUCAGGUGGCUGACGUGGGAUGUGACUAUAAUGACCGUAUUAUAAGAGGAAUUGAGAAAAGCACGUGGGAUGUCUUGCUAUCGACAGUCAAGAUACCAAAAUUACCAGGAAAAGGAGGUCACGAUGUUCAGAGAUUGGCGUCGAAUGGAGAGCCCGAUUCAGGAAGUGGAUUUUGUGAGCACAGCACUCCAUUACUAGUCGUGGAGAAAGAAGAGAGGGAAGGCAUAGGAUCGAUUACGACACCGACGAGUAUGCACAGCAAGAUAGAUGACCAUAAGGCGAAGCAAACGCUUCUGCCACAACACAACCCCAUAUUCUUCGAAACUCAACAAACCAGUCUACCGGAGGUACAGGCAAGCAGCGCCUCACUUUUACCAGGAUCACCUAUUUGCUACACCCAAGCGGAGUCGAGUUAUACAUUCAACUCAUUUGGAAUGGAUGGUAAGGCGCUCAUGGGCGAAGGGAAGUAUGAGCAUCCCUUUACAGCAGACGCUGUUAUGUGGAAUCACGAUCCGUGGCCGAUGGAUGUAGGAUCUUUAACAUUUGAUGAAUGGCUAUGCCCGAGCGAAUCUACAGCAGAAUGUUGGGGGAUUUAA
Messenger RNA from Trichoderma harzianum CBS 226.95, 1545 nucleotides. RefSeq lists its product as hypothetical. Bases 1 to 1545 code for a protein of 514 amino acids. The transcript is spliced from 3 exons. The record is from RefSeq and is a predicted model, not a curated record. NCBI's taxonomy places the organism in Eukaryota, Fungi, Ascomycota, Sordariomycetes, Hypocreales, Hypocreaceae.